AUGGGCUGGGCAGCGACGACAACCAUCAUUUCGGCGCCCGAGGCGGCUGCCAAACGCGCGUGGACGACCCUCCAGAGCAAUUUCGAAAGCUACAGAGAAGGCGAAUGCGGUUCCUAUGAGUUGGAUGCGGGCCUCGCUAUGGGCAAGGGGCAGGAGCUCAGCGCCAUGCGGCACGUCGGCAGCAAACUUGGCCUUUUCGCCCGCGGCGAUAUACCAUCGGUCGCGAGUCAGCCACCAGAUCCACGGGUCCAGCUCCUCUCUGCAGAUGAAGACGAGGGCUUCCACUACUGGUGGAUGGCGCCUGCGAGCGCCUUGCUGGAGUCCGGUGGCAGCACGUCCGCCGCUUCGCAGCCCGGUGCAAUUAGUCUGGCUUGCAUCAAAUGUGGCGCAAGCGUGCACCUGCGGGGUGCACAGUUUUGUGGCACCUGCGGCGAGCGGCUUCCGUCGACCAGCGAAGACGCGGGACGCACCGGCCUCCUCGUCCGUCUCCGCCGCGAGCUCGGCCAGGCAAUGCAAGCGGUCAGCUACGCGCAGCCGGGGGUGCGCCAGGUGGAUGGCACGUCUGGUAUGCUCUUCAAGCACAACGGGCCACACAGGCGGCGCGCCGACGAGUACGCGUUGCCAGGAUGGUGCAGCUACGGCUCGAGCUGCAGAUACCGCCACCCGCGCUACCCGGCCGGCUGCCGCCGGGACUGCCUCGAUUGUGGCUUCGCCGUGCGGCAGGCACUCAAGCUCUGCUCGGAGCACCUUGGUGAGGUGGAGGAUGCGCUACAGAUUGUCCGGCAGCCUUUCGUCUCCGAUGGCGAGAUGAUUGCGGCCGCCGCCCAGCGCGAGCAGGUGGCCGGCGUCGCCGGUUUCCUUACGCGUGCGGCGGCUCUAGGCCAUUUUGUUCUCAUCAACCACGACAACGAAGGCUGCUGA
Messenger RNA from Emiliania huxleyi CCMP1516, 921 nucleotides. RefSeq lists its product as hypothetical. Gene Ontology annotation, molecular function: metal ion binding. Bases 1 to 921 code for a protein of 306 amino acids. The record is from RefSeq and is a predicted model, not a curated record. The transcript has 3 exons. Lineage: Eukaryota; Haptophyta; Isochrysidales; Noelaerhabdaceae.